AAUUGAAUUUGGAUAACGCGUGGCCCAAUCCUUCAACUCACACCCGUGCAUGUAAUGUAACCAAAUCUCCAUUCUCAUUUCUCUGUACUAUACACACAACCCUUUAAUUGAAUGACAUCAUAAUCAUAAUAUACAGAGUGAGAUUGAGAAGAUCUUCAUUUUUACUACUGAAAUUCCCACUUUCUCCCUGUAGUCUUAGGGAAAAUGGCUGUCUCCGCCAAUAGCAGGAUAUCACUCUCCUCUGCUGUUCAGUUGCAUGGACUCAAAAGAGGGAAUGCCAGCAACUUGGGCCUUGUAAAGUUUUCUAGUGGAGAAUUCAUGGGUCUGAAGCUGAAGCUAACCCAACUUCACCAACAUGGAACUCAUAAUAAUGCAUGUACAAAGAAUGCUACUCAACGUAUAUGCAUGUCUCUCACUACUGAUUUCGUCAACCAACCCAAGUUGACGAACCUAGAUGUGGAUAAAAAGGACCCAAGGACGGUUGUGGCAGUGAUACUUGGUGGAGGAGCUGGAACUCGUCUCUUUCCUCUCACUAAGCGCCGUGCCAAACCUGCUGUUCCCAUUGGAGGUGCUUACAGGCUGAUUGAUGUUCCAAUGAGCAAUUGCAUCAACAGUGGCAUCAAUAAGGUGUACAUCCUCACUCAGUUUAACUCAUUCUCACUAAACAGGCAUAUUGCACGUGCUUAUAACUCUGGCUCUGGAAUCACCUUUGGAGAUGGUUACGUCGAGGUACUUGCAGCCACUCAAACUCCCGGGCAGGCAGGUAAAAGUUGGUUUCAGGGUACUGCUGAUGCUGUAAGGCAAUUCCACUGGCUAUUUGAGGAUCCGAGAAGUAAGGAUAUUGAGGAUGUAUUGAUUCUUUCUGGAGAUCACCUCUACCGAAUGGACUACAUGGAUUUUGUUCAAAAUCAUAGGGAGAGUAAAGCAGAUAUCACUCUUUCUUGUUUGCCAAUGGAUGACAGCCGUGCCUCAGAUUUUGGUCUAAUGAAGAUAGACAGAAAAGGAAGGAUCCUUUCAUUUAGUGAGAAGCCUAAAGGAGAAGACUUGAAAGCAAUGCAAGUAGAUACAACAGUGUUGGGCCUUCCACGGGAUGAGGCUGAAAAGAAACCAUACAUUGCUUCUAUGGGAGUGUACGUCUUCAAGAAGGAAAUACUUCUUAAUCUUUUAAGAUGGCGUUUUCCAACUGCAAAUGAUUUCGGAUCAGAGGUCAUUCCUGCCUCUGCUAGAGAGUUUUACAUGAAGGCUUAUCUCUUCAAUGACUACUGGGAGGACAUAGGGACCAUCAGAUCAUUCUUUGAGGCAAAUCUAGCCCUCACUGAGCAUCCACCCAGGUUUAGCUUUUAUGAUGCAGCAAAACCAAUGUAUACAUCAAGGAGAAACUUACCGCCAACAAAGAUUGACAAUAGCAAGAUUGUUGAUUCAAUCAUAUCGCAUGGGAGCUUCGUGACUGAUUCUUUGAUAGAGCAUAGUGUAGUUGGAAUCAGAUCUAGAAUUAACUCAAAAGUUCACUUAAAGGAUACAGUAAUGCUUGGGGCUGAUUUUUAUGAAACCGACACUGAAGUGGCAGCACUGUUAUCUGAGGGAAGAGUUCCAAUUGGAAUAGGAGAAAAUACAAAAAUCAAAGACUGCAUUAUUGACAAAAAUGCUAGAAUUGGAAAGAAUGUUGUUGUAGCGAACUCCGAGGGUAUACAAGAGGCUGAUAGAUCUUCACAAGGUUUUUACAUCCGUUCCGGUAUUACCAUUGUGUUGAAAAACGCAGUAAUUGAAGAUGGAUUCAUCAUAUAGUAACUUCCCCAAUCAUUUGUUUGGCCCAUACAAGAAACAUACCCUGGAUUUGAAGUUAGUAUACCCACUUUUUUGGUGCAUAUAUUCCCGCUUUCACUUCCCAUAUACAAACAAUAAAAACCUCUUAUUCAUGUAACAAUAGCAUCAAUGUGCCCAUUAUGAUGUGUAAAUGGAUACAUAUAGAGAUUCAAUCAUGAUUAUAUAUAUAUAUAUAGAUAUAUGGGGCAGAAAUUCGUGCUAAGCUUGAAGC
Abrus precatorius (Indian licorice) is the source of this 2035-nucleotide messenger RNA. RefSeq names its product glucose-1-phosphate adenylyltransferase large subunit 3, chloroplastic/amyloplastic-like. Gene Ontology annotation, molecular function: glucose-1-phosphate adenylyltransferase activity. The record is from RefSeq and is a predicted model, not a curated record. Bases 205 to 1785 code for a protein of 526 amino acids. Gene Ontology annotation, biological process: glycogen biosynthetic process. NCBI's taxonomy places the organism in Eukaryota, Viridiplantae, Streptophyta, Magnoliopsida, Fabales, Fabaceae. The transcript is spliced from 15 exons.